Messenger RNA from Oldenlandia corymbosa var. corymbosa, 1721 nucleotides. NCBI's taxonomy places the organism in Eukaryota, Viridiplantae, Streptophyta, Magnoliopsida, Gentianales, Rubiaceae. The record is from the annotation of a GenBank genome assembly.
AUGGAGUCGGAGACAGCAGAUUUGGUGGUGCUGGAAGAAUGGAACGGGAUUGCAUCAUCAAAACUUACCAAAACAGCCACCAUAACGAUCCCUCACAAAAAACCCACUUCCUCGUCUUCUUCUUCUUCAGCUCCUUCCAUUCAGAAAUCAAGCAGCCAAUUUAGUCAUAUCUCUGGCAGAAUUCUCCAAGCAUUUGUACCUGAGGCAAGCAUACACUUACCUUCUCGCUGGGUUUCUGUAAUCAACUUCAACUUUGCGAGUGGAUUUCCUAACAGUGUAACCCCAGACUACGUUCCUUUUCAAGUAUGGGACUUAUUACAGGGUCUCUCAACGUAUAUCCGCACAAUGUUAUCAACCCAGGCUCUUUUGAGUGCCAUUGGGGUUGGGGAGAAGUCAGCUACUGUAAUUGGGGCUACAUUUCAGUGGUUUCUGAGGGAUUUAACCGGAAUGCUUGGUGGUAUUCUGUUCACAUGCUACCAGGGUUCAAAUUUGGACAGCAAUGCAAAAAUGUGGCGUUUAGUUGCAGAUUUUAUGAAUGAUCUAGGAAUGUUGAUGGAUCUUCUUUCUCCACUCUUCCCUUCCGCAUUUAUUUUCGUUGUUUGCCUUGGGAGUUUAUCCAGGUCUUUUACUGGUGUUGCUAGUGGAGCCACUCGAGCUGCAUUGACGCAGCAUUUUGCUCUCCAGAAUAAUGCAGCCGACAUAUCCGCAAAGGAAGGAAGCCAAGAGACAGUUGCAACAAUGAUUGGGAUGGCUUUUGGAAUGAUCCUUGCACACAUCACAAUGGGACAUUCUCUAUCUAUAUGGAUAUGUUUCUUGUCCCUAACCUUGUUUCAUAUGUAUGCAAAUUAUAGGGCUGUUAGUUGUCUUUCUCUUAUUACACUCAACUGCCAAAGAAGCUCAACUGUUUUCUUGGAAUUCUUCAAGAACGGGCAAGUUCUCUCCCCAAAAGAGGUCUCAAGUUUGGAGCGAAUUUUGCCACUCUGGCUCACUCCUUGGAGCUCAAAAGUCAACUGUUUACAUUCACGUGUGCGCAUGGAUGUCCGGAUAUCUUCACUCAACAAUGAUGACUUGGGAGAACUGUCGCGUUUGGCUACAUCUCAUUACAAGAAAGCUAAGUAUUUGUUGCUUAAUAAAAGAGGAGUAAUCAGCAUUGUAAUGCACAAAGGCUCCACUGCUGCAGAUGUCUUGAAAGCAUUCAUUCAUUCACUCGUCAUGGCGAAACUUGUUGACGGAGGCAGCUCUGCUCAUUCGGAGAGUCAACAAUGGAUUAAUACUAACUAUGACAUCUUUCUUUUGAAGCUUCAAACCUCCGGAUGGAGAACAGAACGGCUUCUUUCACCAUCUGUAACCUGGAAGGCUAACUGGACACUGGCCUCUUCGAAUCGCAAAGUUGAAUGAGAACAAGGCAAUGAGGACGGCAACAGCCACAAUGAACAUAAACAGCAUUGCCCCAAGAGCCAAAUAUGUUCUCAUUGACGAUCUUCUGUAUUCACCAAAUAAAACUAUACCCCAGAAAGUACUCACAAGUGGAAGAGCCUGCACGGCAUCUGCUGCAGCAUAUCCUGCUGCUUGGCCUCCUAUGAACUGUAGACCAUUCCCGAAUCCGCACAGAAGUCCUGCCAAUAAUGCCAAACCCCUGCCAUUCCAGUCUGAUAGGUAGGCUUUAAAUGAGGACUUUGAAGUGUUGAGUAUCGGGCGGAAGAGGAAAGUGAUGUUCAAAA